Molecule: messenger RNA, 2061 nt
Organism: Theileria orientalis strain Shintoku
Lineage: Eukaryota; Apicomplexa; Aconoidasida; Piroplasmida; Theileriidae
Exons: 5
Coding region: 1-2061 (686 amino acids)
Molecular function (GO): carbonate dehydratase activity; zinc ion binding
Source: RefSeq, a predicted model, not a curated record
AUGAAAAGGGUUAGGGUGCACAUGAUGACGAAAACGAAAAUAAUUCGAAUGCGCACCUCAUCGCAUAUGAAACGUUUGUCUGAAAUAGACAAUCCAGGUGCUAGGAACUACGUAAAAUUAAUCGUAAAUUCAACAAACGAGAGGAGCUUAUGGGACACUGUGAACAUGUAUAAGUACUCCUUCAUAUAUAUAUACUUGUCUAUUAAUAUAAUUCUAAACCAUUCUAAAUGCGAAGAGCAGAAGAGUUCGAGCGCUGAUCGGGCCAAUAACGUCAAUGGUUCCACCACAGUGUCGGUCACUGUCACCCACGCUCCGGAUUCCAGUGUCCAGUCCAGCACACAUCAGGAGGCGCCUGUCAAUUCUCACACCAACUACAGGCCUGUGACCUUUCCAGGCUCGAAGCUCCCUUCUUGGGACUACGUGAGGCACGGGUCUGACUGGACCCACGGGAUGUGCAGCGCCGGGUACAAGCAGUCGCCGGUCGACCUGCACGUGGAGGGGCUGAAGGACGACGGCCCUUCCAACCUUAAGUCCGUCUACGACUCUGUGCUGAGGGGCGAGACGCCUGACCUGUCUACCAACGCCUGGAAGCGGGGCGACAUUGUGCUCAGGUCCCCGAACGUGUUCAGACUCACCGUUCCUCAGAACGAGGGGUCGACCUUCGGCGCUCUGUUCACCACUGAUAAGCCCAACCUCUAUGUUGCCACGCACAUAGACUUCCACUCGCCCAGCGAGCACACUUUCGACGGCUCCGCCAACCGUAGGCAGAUUGAGAUGCAGAUUUGGCACUACCUGAGCGACGCGCCUUCCAGCGACCUUGGCAUCGGCUCCCUCGACGUCCCUGAGACCACUGAGGUAAACAUGCUAAUAACGAAGUCGGUGAAGAACACGACCGCAGCCGGCGGUCCUCCUGAGCACAACUUAUUCAAGCACUCGAGUGCUAACACGUCCUGGCAGGGUCAGACACCCUUACCCAAUCAGGGCAACACGCACACCGUGUUCACUUCAACUGUGCCGAACCUCAGCGGCUCGCACAAUUCGGCCGAUUUAUCUCAUCUAAACCUUAAAACUGCUGAAGGUUCCACAGGUUCGUUUCCCCUCUUAUCACUUCAUUCAGGUAAACCCGCGAGUGCCAAGGGCCCUGAGCCUGAGCACGACCAUGAGCCUGACUUCGAGGAUGAGCACGACACUGAGCUGUAUUACGAGUCCGAUGACCAUGGCCCCAGCAUGGUUCAGCUCACGCAGAAGGUCGCUUCUUCCGACGACCAGCACCCGCUCAACUCCAACAAGUCUUCCAGCUACAAGAAGCUGCUUGAGAACGACCGGUUUGACUUGUUUAGCAAGUACCUUUUGACUCACCUGAAUAACUCUGCCAAUAACCUGAGCAGCGAGCAGAUGCACAUUCGCGAGAAGAAGAUGGCUCGGCAGAAGAACACUCACUGGGGUCGCUGGGCCGUCAUAUCGCUCACCUUCAUGAGCGAGGAGAUUGAGAAGACCAACAUUGAGAGCCUCAGGAACUUCCCCUCCGAGCGCUUCAUGAACGAGGUGUUCCGGGCCGGCUCCUCCGUGAACGUCACUGAGAGCCACGACUACCCCUCGGUCGGCGCCCUAAACUCCAACCGCUCCGACGACCCCCUGCCCGUCGUCGACGUCGACGUCCCCCUCAACCUCUCUUCGCUGUUCAUGAUGCUUGAGGUGAAGAACGUCAACUACUUCGCGUACGACGGCUCCUUCACUCAGCCCGGCUGCGAGGAGACUGUGCGCUGGUACGUGGCCAAGGAGUCGCUUCCCAUUUCCACUGAACUAAUGUUACAAAUUCAUCGCAUGCUCAACCCCAACCCUCACGAGUCAAAUCCUAACAACUACGUGGACAACUACCGCGAGUUGCAGAACGUUAACAACAAAUGCAGAAACGUCGGCAAGGUGCGUUUCAUUCACGGGUACCCUAUGGAGUACUUCGUGAUAUCGCCGUUCAGCCGCGCCCUUACAAAGGUUUCGCGCUUCAAGGCUGCGAAGAUGUCGCUGAUUCUAGCACUUUCGUUACUUCUAAUUUCAAUUUAA